Messenger RNA from Podarcis raffonei (Aeolian wall lizard), 4653 nucleotides. It is a transcript of the gene MAP3K21, whose product is annotated as mitogen-activated protein kinase kinase kinase 21. The transcript has 10 exons. The coding region runs from base 534 to 3602 and encodes 1022 amino acids. Gene Ontology annotation, molecular function: protein binding; JUN kinase kinase kinase activity; ATP binding. Gene Ontology annotation, biological process: protein phosphorylation. The record is from RefSeq and is a predicted model, not a curated record. Lineage: Eukaryota; Metazoa; Chordata; Lepidosauria; Squamata; Lacertidae.
GCCCCUUUGCCUUCCUUCUCCUCACCUGGCCCCUCCUGCCUUCCCUGGGAGACCCCGGAGCGCGCUCGCCUUUUGCCCUUCCGGUCAAGCCUUUUCGCUCUUUCUCUUCCCUUCUUCCGGCCUGCGUUGUCCCCGAACCUCUCUGCUUCCCGUCCCCAGGCUGUGGACCAGAGACCUUUCCAUUUCCUCCCGUGCUUGGGCGCCUUCCGCUGAGCCCCCACAGCCUCCCAGCUUAGGCUUCCUGGACUGUGAGACCCUCCCACUCUCCACCUAGUUCUUUCAUUCAUUUUCUCCUCCUUAUGACUCUUGCCCUGACUCCCCCCCUCCAAUCCUCUGCCCCCCCCUCACACUCCAACUUCCUGCCCUUGCUCUUCCAAUGCCUUUGCUGCUCCCUUCUAGCUUGCUACACUUCCUCUGCCAUCACAUUCCUGCCCAGUUGAAGCUUUGAGGGGGAUGGUCUUCUUCCAGAGGCUUCCCUGACUGUUCCCAAUGCUGAGGCCAAAGGGGAUGAGAUCUGGGCCCCCGCCUUGACCAUGGCCUUGGUGAGCUCCGAGGGAGCGGCUGAAGGGACCUCGGGGACCACCGGCCGUACCUCCUGCCCGCUCUGGACCGUGCUCUAUGACUACGAGGCCUCCGGGGAAGAUGAGCUGAGCCUGCGGCGAGGGGAAGUGGUGGAGGUUCUCUCCAAAGAUGCGGCGGUCUCCGGAGAUGAUGGCUGGUGGGCUGGCAAGAUCCGCCACCGCCUCGGUAUCUUCCCAGCCAACUAUGUGACCUACCAGCCGGGACGCUACCAACACCCCCCGCUGGGAUUGCUGGAAAAGUCUGGGCAUGAAGCCCAAGCCCAAGCUAUGGGCGAUGGGCAUCCUGUCAGUGGUGAAGACCAUUUGGGUUCUCUAGAAGAGAUUAACUUCCAGCAUCUGGAACUGCAGGAGAUCAUUGGAGUUGGGGGCUUUGGCAAAGUUUAUAAAGCAAAAUGGAAGGGCCAAGAAGUGGCGGUGAAAGCAGCGCGGCAGGACCCAGAUGAGGACAUCAAGGCCACGGCAGAGAGUGUGAGGCAGGAAGCAAAGUUGUUCUCCAUGCUGAAACAUCCCAACAUUAUUGAGCUUCAUGGUGUAAGUUUGCAGGAGCCCAACCUCUGCCUGGUCAUGGAAUAUGCUAGGGGAGGACCCCUCAACAGAGCUCUGUCAGGGGCCUCUCCCUCCACCAGUGGGAGUCACUGGGGCCGUCGGAUACCUCCUCAUAUACUGGUCAACUGGGCCGUGCAGAUAGCUCGCGGGAUGCUUUACUUGCAUGAAGAAGCCUUAGUAUCCAUCCUUCACAGAGACCUCAAGUCAAGCAACAUUCUGUUGCUUGAGAAGAUAGAGAACGAUGAUAUUCAUAACAAAACACUGAAGAUUACAGACUUUGGCUUGGCUAGAGAGUGGCAUAGAACAACUAAAAUGAGUGCUGCGGGAACCUAUGCAUGGAUGGCACCUGAAGUUAUCAAAUCAUCCAUGUUUUCUAAAGGAAGUGAUAUCUGGAGUUAUGGCGUAUUGCUGUGGGAACUCCUUACGGGAGAAGUUCCAUACCGAGGCAUUGAUGGUCUUGCUGUGGCUUACGGUGUUGCUGUCAAUAAGCUUACUUUGCCCAUUCCAUCCACAUGUCCCGAACCAUUUGCUAAACUAAUGAAAGUGUGCUGGGCUCAGGAUCCCCAUAUCCGACCGCCCUUUACCUUGAUUCUUGAGCAGCUUACUGCCAUUGAGGGGGCUGUUUUGACUGAGAUGCCUCAAGAAUCUUUCCAUUCCAUGCAAGAUGACUGGAAACUGGAAAUUCAACAGAUAUUUGAUGAACUGAGGACCAAGGAAAAAGAGCUGAGGUCACGAGAAGAAGAAUUGACAAGAGCUGCCCUCCAUCAGAAGUCACAAGAAGAGUUGUUGAAGCGGCGUGAGCAGCAGUUAGCAGAACGGGAGAUCGAUGUACUGGAGCGAGAACUCAAUAUUUUGAUAUUCCAGUUAAACCAAGACAAGCCCAAUGUGAAGAAGAGAAAGGGAAAGUUCAAAAAAAGCAGAUUAAAGCUUAAAGAUGGCCACAGAAUCAGUCUGCCUUCAGAUUUUCAACACAAGAUAACAGUGCAAGCCUCCCCGAACCUGGAUAAGCGAAGAAGUUUAAACAGUAACAGCUCUAGUCCACCAAGUAGCCCCCUCAUAAUUCCCCGUCUUCGAGCUAUACAAUUGACCUCAGAUGAGAGCAACAAAACGUGGGGAAGGAGCACAGUUUGUCAUCAGGAAGAAUUUGAAGAUGUCAAGCGAGGCUUCAAAAAGAAAGGGUGUACAUGGGGGCCAAGCUCAGUUCAAACAAAAGAGCGUACGGAUUGUAAAGAGAGAAUAAGACCUCUCUCAGAUGGCAGUAGUCCUUGGCCAACACUUUUGAUGAAGAAUCAGAAAGGUGUUCCUUUAGCGUCUUUGUUCAUAGACCAAGAACAGAGGCUUUCCUCUGAAGGUCUGGAUACUAAGCGACCAAAGCAAUUAAAGUUGCCAAAUCAGGCCUACAUCGAUCUACCUCUUUGGAAGGAUGACCAAGGAUUUAAUUCUGCAGAACAGGAGAGCUCUGAAGAAAGAAAUUCAGCAAGUUCUGCAAAUAGCACUCCACAAAUGACCCCUACAAACAGCCUCAGCAGAACAUUUCAGAAAAAGAAAACUGACACAGUGCUUUAUGGAUGCGGGGUCCUCCUUGCAUCAGUAGCACUGGGCGUGGAUAUUAGGGAGCUGAACAGAUUUCAGGCUCCUGAAGAAGUACUGCCCAAGGAGGAAAAGAAAAGGCGUGAUGGAAUAUUUCAGCGAGCUUCCAAGUUUCACAGAAGUGCAAGCCCUGUAAGGUUGCAGUCCAAGAAGGAGGAAGCGCACAUCCCUUCACUAUGUCCACCCGCAAGUACUGUGAACCUUUUCUCUCUUUCUUCUGCUUCCACUAAAUGCCUCCUUCAGUCUGACAGUGAAGAUACAAUUACGAGCACGCUGCCCUUUAACAGAGAUGCUCCCAUUAGACACUUUUUGUCUGAAAGUCCUGCGAGUAAAAGAGAACAAAUGGCCAAAGCUGAUCCUGCUGCUGAUUCUAAUGUGCCAUCUCCCCAUCUUCCUUUGAAGGAAGAAUCUCAAUUCAUAUCCAAUGCCUCUUCCUCAAAAGCAAGAGUUUUGGGUCACAGACGAACCGUGUCAGAUGGAAACCCAUGCCAUUCCAUAAGUAAUGGAAUUGCUAAUGGGGCUCCAGAGAGUGUUCACUGCCCAUCUCUCCAGCAAAGAAGCAAUACUUCACCUGUAAAGCAAGGAAUUGUCAACAUUAUACCAAGACCUCGACCCUCUUCUCUAAGAAGUCGGCUAGAUCCUUGGCAGGCUAUUCCACAACGUCGGAAGUCAAGCCCUUUUGAGUCUGUCGGUUCAGAGCGUGAUAGAGGUUCAACGGUUAACUCACUGACAGACACUGAUGAGAGAACUAAAUCCCAUAUGCCAUCUUUGCUGGAUAUUGAUGUAGAAGGUCAAAACAGUGACUCUACAGUGCCUCUGUGUAGGUUGAAGAGUAAAGCGUGCCGGCCAUCAAUAUAUGAACUGGAGAGAGAAUUCUUGUCUUAAGUGCCUUGAUUUUUUUCCUGUGCCCUUUCUAAAGAAACAUUUUCUGUGCAUGACAACUUUAUGCUGCUUUUCUCCUAAUCUUUUUGACCAAUAGUGCUGGUAUUACACCAGGCAGAAAAACAUUAAAUAUAGAAAGAAUAUACAGUGGAAGGGUUGCUCUGCAGCACCCGUACAUGAUAUGAGUGUUUAAUAACAGUAUUCUGAAUGAAUAUGUGUGUGGAAUUCAUUUAAUUCCUCACAAUUUUAAUUUGCCUUUAUCUAGUUGCAGAACAGCAGGCCCUUUUUACCUUUGGCUUUUUCUCAUUAAAAACUUGAUCUGCUAUAUCCUAAAGUCCAGUUGCAGCCAAUGGAAGUUUUGUCUGCAGGCAAAAGAAAAGUAGGAUUUUACACAAUGAAUUACUUGUAAUCAAACAUGGAAUUGUUCAGAAGUAUGCAGCUUUUCAAUUCCCAAUUGAAACGUAGUUUAAUUAGGCAAUCCCCCAAAGGCAGUAACUGUUAAAAAUAAGAACUUUUAAGAACUUUCGCAAGGAAACCCAUCAUAUAAUGGUAAUGAUACACUGCAGUGUAGAUAUACAUGUGUAUGGUUUCCUUUUUUAAAAUAAAUAAGGUAAAUAUUAAUAUUAACUUGAUCACAAUUUCCAAAAUCAGUGGUACUUCUGAGUAAGGUUAUGGGAAACAAAUGGAAAAGACAGGCACUUUCAAACUGAUUUUUUUCCUGUUGUUCACUGUGCUUAAUCUCUUGUAGAACUGAAAAUGCUGUUAGAGAAUCUUAAUUACUGAAAAAGUUCCAGUGAAACACAUGUUUUGCUUUACUGUGCCAAUCAUAAUUUUCUUAAAUUCCUUUAUGGUCUUUUAAAGUCUAAUGUCUUAUAGAUCUGGAUUCUUAUUCAGCAUACACUACAGUAUGUGAAACAGAAUACAGUAAGAAUUUCACAGUAACAAUUACCUAUUGAGAAAGAUGCAUUUCAAACUGUGUGAGCAAUUUAAAUGAAAUCCUGUUUUGGCCAGUUAUAACAUUAUAGUAUUCAUGUGAAAUAAAUUCUUGAAGGUA